Messenger RNA from Closterium sp. Naga37s-1, 774 nucleotides. The record is from the annotation of a GenBank genome assembly. Lineage: Eukaryota; Viridiplantae; Streptophyta; Zygnematophyceae; Desmidiales; Closteriaceae.
AUGCCACCGUGCCACUGCCACCAUGCCACUGCCACCGUGACACUGCCACCGUGCCACUGCCACCGUACCACUGCCACCGUGCCACCAUACCACCGUGCCACCAUGCUAGCAUGGGCCAUGCUACUGAAGUAUCCAGCCAAGAGGCAGAGCCGUCAAGAGAUAUCGGGUGCAAGCGAGGAAGCAGCCACAACAGGAUUGGACAUUUUUGCUACAGUGCUCGCACAGGUGGGCGCACUUGAUAGGGCAGAUGAUACGCCUGGUGGGUGUAGUUGGCCGUCGACAGCCCUGCGGUCGGCUACUCGCACUUCCUCUCCCUCCCGCUUGCCUCCCACCACCCUCUGGUGGCUCGCCUGGGGUGUGCACCCGUCCAUCUUCAUCAAUCCAUCCACCUUCCACCUCACCGUGCACAUGCUCAAGCUCUGGUCGCCCCUCCGCGUGCAAGCAGCCGCUGACGCCCUGCAGGCGGCCAUGCCGAGAGUGCAAGAAGUGCUGGGCAAUGCGCCUCUUGUCAUUCGCCGCGUUGGCCUUGUGAGUUGGGGCCAUCCGUCCAAGGCGCAUGUGCUGUAUGCUGACAUGCACGAGGUGGAUGGGGGGAACCGGCUUUCUGCUGUCUGUGAGUUUCUGAGGCAGGCGUGUAGGGAGGCAGGGCUCGUCACUUCUAGGGAUUGCCGCCAGCCUCUCAAGCCUCUGCUCUCUUUUAUUCUUGCCAUCCCACUUCCCCUCCCACCCCUCUUCUCCUCUCUCUUCCUGUUCUUCUCCCCCUCCCACGCUUGA